Messenger RNA from Echinops telfairi (small Madagascar hedgehog), 2331 nucleotides. RefSeq names its product sorting nexin 11 (gene SNX11). The record is from RefSeq and is a predicted model, not a curated record. Lineage: Eukaryota; Metazoa; Chordata; Mammalia; Afrosoricida; Tenrecidae. The transcript has 7 exons. Gene Ontology annotation, biological process: intracellular protein transport. The coding region runs from base 411 to 1241 and encodes 276 amino acids. Gene Ontology annotation, molecular function: phosphatidylinositol binding.
GAAGGGGGUGGAGGCAGCAGCCGGGUGCAUGCCGUUGGAGUGGUUCUAGAAGUAACAAGAUUAGUGCUGUAUUUUAACAGAAGGUGACAUCAUGGGCCCCCUUGGACUUGAGUAACCCUGUGUUGCAGCCUUCAUGGUCCCCUUGUUGGAGUGGGCGAUGUCACUGCACAUGUAAACUGCCACACUGGGGAAAAUCAGGGGCUUAGGCUUUAAUGAAUCUUUACAAAGGAGCGGAAAGCGGCCUGAGUCGACCUGUGCAGCUGUGGGGCUUGGGAACCGAGCAACCGUGGAGAGAAGAAAUGAUUUGAACCCUGGGCUCGGAAUCCAGAGAGUGGGAAGGUCGAAAGCAAAAGCAGGCGGCCCACUCCGGUGUUCCCCAGAGGGCCCCCACACUAUGAUGCUCUCUUCCGAUGGGCGCCUGGUGUAGGAUGUUGGAGACCCACGAGCAGGAGGAGGUGAUCACUGUGCGAGUUCAGGACCCCCGUGUGCAGAAUGAGGGCUCUUGGAACUCUUACGUGGAUUAUAAGAUCUUCCUCCAUACCAACAGCACGGCCUUCACUGCGAAGACGUCCUGUGUGCGGCGCCGCUACCGAGAGUUUGUGUGGCUGAAGAAGCAGCUGCAGAGGAAUGCGGGUUUGGUGCCUGUACCUGAACUUCCCGGGAAGUCCACCUUCUUUGGCACCUCUGAUGAGUUCAUCGAGAAGCGCCGGCAAGGUCUGCAGCACUUCCUUGAAAAGGUGUUGCAGAGUGUGGUCCUCCUGUCAGACAGCCAGUUACACCUCUUCCUGCAAAGCCAGCUCUCAGUGCCGGAGAUUGAGGCCUGUGUGCAGGGCCGGAGCCCCAUGACGGUGUCAGACGCCAUUCUUCACUACGCCAUGUCCAACUGCGGCUGGGCCCAGGAGGAGAGGCAGGCCUCUUCUCAGCUGGCUAGAGGAGACCCGCCUAAGAGUUGUUGCUUCCUCCCAAGAUCUGGUCGGAGGAGCUCCUCCCCUCCGCCUCCCAGUGAAGAAAAGGACCGUGUAGAAGUAUGGGCUCCGGCAGUGGACUCAGAGGCCCCUUCCUUGGAGAGCCCCGCUCUCCCAGCCUUCUCGCCACCAUCACACUGUGAUUCUGCAUCACCCGAAGAGGCAGCCUCUGCUGCCGAUCCAACGAGGGGGAUCGUGGGAGGGGACCCGUCAGCCCCGUUGUCUCGUGCUGUGCCUUUGGCCCCUGGUCGGUUAGAAACAGGGCUGGAAAAAUGAGCACUGGUUCAUGUUCGGGGUUCUGCUCUCAGGAGGGUGGAGAAGGUGCAUGGGUGGGCAUGGGCACGGGCACAAGGUCAUUGGGGAAGGUUGGACUGCUUAGUCCCUUAUCAGCCCAGCUGGGGUUGGUGGCCCAGAAGUCUGUCCGGACAGCUCCUUGUGAGUCCCCCACAUAAGUGGCCACAGGAUAGGCAUAUUCUAGGUUAAGUGUGAGGCCCCGGAGCUGUUGAUUUUCCACAGCUCCCCCUAUUUACUCUCUUGGGAACUGAAUUCCCUCAGGAGCUCUGCCUCAGGUGACUGGUUUGGCGUCUGCCACGUGCAGUAUCAUUCGACCUUGCAGGAAUGCAGAUGUCAUCUACCCCGCUCUAGCUGGCCUCUGUUCUUUUCCGCCCUGAGAGCACUUUGCUCCUGGGAGGCCCACCUCUUGCUACCUCCCUGCUUGGACAGACUGGUGAAUCCUUUCGCCUUCCACCACUUGCUUUCCUCACAACACUCCUAAAUGGAAUUGGGGCUCUCAGCCUGUCCCACGGAGGCUGGGGCCUGGGGCUCACUGAGCUGCUCACCACCAUCCCUUGCACAGAAGAGCCUGCUGGGAAAGGUGUGCUCUCCAACCGGGGCUCAGAGGCUUUGUUUUGGGAAAACCACCUGGGGCCGUUCCAGUAGCUUCAUACUGCAGGGAGACUCUGGCUGCCGCCUCUGAGUUAGAAUGGGCGCCUCUCUUUUAAGAAUCUUUUCUUUUCCAGUAAUGACAGCUCCCUGCCCAUGGGGCUUCCACGGCCUGUGCCCCUCUGCUGUGUUCUCCGUGUGUCCGCCUGUGGGGGACCAGGGCUUUGUUUCUGCAGAUGGAAAUGAAAAGCAAGGGCCGCCUUCAGACAAUGAGGCGUCUUGGCCUCCUGCUGCAGCAAGCCUCCCACGGAGCCCGGGCUGGUGGGAGAGCUGAAGCCAGAGGCACCCCUUGCCUGCCCGAGCAGAGCGGCCUGCCGGUGCGGUGCCACCUCCGGGGUGCACUCCCAGCCUGCGCUGCGGCUCUGCCAUGGCAGUUAGUUCAGAGUUGAGGGGCUUUGGCCUGAAAUAAAAUUCAAGUAUUUAA